Dreissena polymorpha is the source of this 4015-nucleotide messenger RNA. RefSeq names its product protein OSCP1-like. Gene Ontology annotation, cellular component: plasma membrane; cytoplasm. The transcript has 10 exons. NCBI's taxonomy places the organism in Eukaryota, Metazoa, Mollusca, Bivalvia, Myida, Dreissenidae. The record is from RefSeq and is a predicted model, not a curated record. Bases 76 to 1197 code for a protein of 373 amino acids. Gene Ontology annotation, biological process: transport.
GACGAGAAAACACCUGUGGUACAGUAUAAACCGUCGCCGGAUUUACGAACUGUUGCUAGGGCACUUUCUGCAAAAAUGUCCCAAAAAACGCUACCGUUGCUGUUCAUAAACUUAGGAGGUGAAAUGGUGUAUAUCCUCGAUCAAAGGCUAAGGGCGCAAAACAUCCCCGACGAAAAAGCAAAGAAAGUUCUGCACGACAUAGUGUCCACGAUGUUCCACAAGAGGUUUGUGGAGGAGUUGUUCAAGCCACAGCCCCUGUACUCAAAGAAGGCCCUCCGUACUGUGUUUGACAGGCUUGCACACGCCUCCAUCAUGAGGCUAAAUGCUGCGAGUAUGGACAAGCUAUAUGACCUGAUGACGAUGGCGUUCAAGUACCAGGUGUCUCUGUCUCUGACUCCCAAGGACAUCCUGCUGAUCACGCUGAACCACAUGGACGCCAUACGCAAGUUUGUGGAGGGCCAGGACACUAUUCUACAGCAGGUGGACCAUGUGUACAGGCUGCUCCUUGAGACAUUUGGUCAAAUGACGUGCGGUGGAUUUCACCUUGUUCGUCAGACUUUGCUGAACUUCUUUCAGGACAUGCAUAUUAGGGUGUCCAUCUUCCUGAAGGACAAGGUGCAGACCAGCAAUGGGAGGUUUGUGCUGUCCACAAGCGGCUCUGUGCCCUGGGGCACACAGGUCCCUGGCACCAUCAAAACAUUUGAUGACCAUGGGAAGGAGUUACGUACGUCUGGUUUCCCAGCUGGGGGCAACUACCACCAGCAGAGCAAGGCUGGUUCCAUCGAUAUGCAGGGAGACAGGGUCACUAAGCUGGGAACCAACAUGUAUUCUGUAGCCAGACCUGUAGAAACCCAGGCAUUGAAGUCCAAAACUACUACUAUAUCUGACAUUGAGAACCAGGUGCCUGACCCCCUGGCCAAGGCUCAGCUAGACCUGCUGUCCCAGCUGAUAGGAGGAUCCACGACCACAGAGAAGACUGCCUUCCGACUCAACCUCUUCAACUCUGACAAAGAAGAGGAACAAGCUGCUGUUCUAUACAAACCAAUGGAGACCAAGGAAUCAGAAGUUGUGAAGAUAGAUGCAUCAAAAAAGUCCAAGAAUGAAGAGUUGGCUCGUAUCAUGGGGGAGCUAAAGGUGGAAGAUACAGGGGCCCAAGAUGAAGAUGAUCUACUAGACCUCAUGGACAGUGCCUCAUAAUACACCAUGCUAGCUACUGUGUAGAAGUCCAGGGUCCAGUGUUCAAAACCCUCCUAAUGGAAAUCUUAGCUUCAUUUGUAUGUUUGUUGUUAAUUUUGGAAUGUAAAAUAGGAUGCUAAGUCCAUUAAUUUAGAAAAAAUAAGUUAAUAUACAAGAUAUUUGAGAAAUUUUAUUACUUUUUCUCAUUUCAUGGAAAGACGUUUAAAUAAAUGUGAAAAUAUGUAUAAAUUGAAGAAAAGUUUCCCCUCAGGACCCUGGUGAAUAUAGGCCCAAUCAGACGGCUCAUGAUGUGGAUCCCACUGGACGCUAACAGUUUAGUGUUGUGAUCAAAGUUACAUUUGACACAUUUAUGAUGAAUUAAGAAAGCAUGGUUCUCACGCACUGUUGUUUGUGAUUCACUUCUAGUCUGUGUGCUUGUUCCUUUGAAAAAGUUACAUAAUCAGUAUCUAUGAAAUUGUUUAUUAUGUCUUUCAUGUUUCGUUUGCUUACAGUUCUUGUAGUUUAUAUUGCAUUUUUAUAACAACAUGUGAAAUAAACAUGAAGUAAAUUGAUGUAUUUUAGAAAUGGAACUUACAGUAUUGACUGUUUUAAUUUGUUCAAAUUUUUGAAAUAAAAUAAAAGCUUUCUAGAAGAAUAAGAUAAUUAAAGAAUAUGCAGUAGCAAAUUUACUAAAGGCCCUUUAAGUCACGAAAUAUAAUACUUAUGUAAGGUAUUUUAAAAUAAAGAUGUUGUAAAGAAAUGUUUAUAAACCAAGUUUAAAAGCUCUAUUUAAUGUUUUACGUUGAAAAUCAGAUUAAUUUGUGUUCCAUCAAUUUUACAUCUAUAUGGAAUUAAAAAAAAAAAAAGAUUUUUGUGGAAGGAUAACUUUUAUCAUUCAUCAAAUUGUAUUUUAUGGAUGAUAUUACAUUCUUUAAUUGAGAUUUCGUAUUUACAUGUAUAAAGUGCUUUUGUUGUUAGUAUUUUUGAUCAGAGUGUUUAAGUAUUGCUAUUGGUUAUAUUCAAAUCAAACAAUUAAGUUAAAGGCUUAUUUUCUUUGUUUUGUAUUAUGUUAUAAUUUGGAAGCUCUUUAUGCCCCCCGGUUCGGAGCAGGGACCUAUACAUAUCCCAGUUCGGAGGCAUAUAGCAGUCAGACUGUCUGUCUGUCAGUCUGUGUGGCUUUCCAUUUCCGGAGUUUUUUCCUGAACUAUUUCUGAUAUUAAGCUCAUUUUUGGUGGGUGAGUCUACCUGCGUCGACUUACAGAUCAAGUUGGAGUUUCCUUCUGGUCCAUUUGUGUCUUGUUCUGAUAAAGCUGGGCAUAAUGCAUGUGCGUAAAGUGUCGUCCCAGAUUAGCCUGUGCAGUCCGCACAGGCUAAUCAGGGACGACACUUUCCGCCUUAACUUGAUUUUUUCGGUAAGGAGGGACUUCCUUGAAACUAAAAAUACCAUUAAAGCGGAAAGUGUCGUCCCUGAUUAGCCUGUGCAGACUGCACAGGCUAAUCUGGGACGACACUUUACGCACAUGAAUUAAGCCCAGUUUUAUCAGAACAAGACUCAUUUGAUGUUUGGCAAAGUAACUGGCCUUGGACAUAGAAAUUAUUUCUAGAACAACAGUUUUGCAGACUUGUUUUCCUAAACCCUUUCAGAUAUUUACCUGAUUUUUGGUGUGUGAGUCUACCUGCAUCACUCGUUCCGGUCCAUUGAAUUUUGUGAAAGGUACUUGCUUUGGACUUUUUCUCUUGAAUAACAGUUUUCUGGACUUUUUUGGCGUACAAUGAAGCUGUUUAAGCCAGCUUUUCACCUUAGCUGACCUUUGUUAGCGACAAAUCCAUUUGAAUAUAAAAAUGCCAGUCAUUAGGCCGGAAACUUUUUGAAGUGUGUUGCCGGCUGACAUAAUAUAUACUUUCUUUUUUUUUUAUUCUUUUUUUUUUCUAAUCAGAAAAUGUAGACAUCUGAUCAUAAUAAUAUCUGAUAAAGCAAAAUAAUCACGAAAUCUGGCACAACACUCCGUAAAAGAUUUGCGUGGGAUGCGGCUAAGAAGUUAAGAACUGAGCAGAAAAAGGCAUUCGCCUGAUCUCAUUGAUAAAACUUUUGAUCGUUCAUCAACACCAACCACAAUCGACGCUGUAUAUCUUAGUUAAAGAUAUUUCCUGUCAUAAUUGAUUGCAGAUAUUGACCUUUUUUUUUGGUGUGUGAGUCCACCUACACGACUUACAUAUCGAGUUCAACUUUAGUCCAUUAAUUUUUUGUACUAAGUCACAGGCUUUAGACUUAGGAGUUUUGUUAUUAUAACGCUUUUAAUAGGGAUAUAGCUGCUGUGCUGCUUCCAACUGCAGUAGGAGGCAUUGUGUUUCAUAAACACAGCUCUUGUUGUUAGUAAUGACUCUCCCUUAUGUUCUUCUGUUUUGACAUCAAAUAUUGUUUGUGUUCAUGUAUAUUAGACUGUUAUGAUUUUCAAAUUGAUUCCUUUUCAAAAUUUUCAUAUUGAUAGAUAUUCAAGGUUGAAUAUAAGAACUGUAUAAUGCUUUCAAUAUUUAUGUGUUUUUUUUAAUGUAUCUCUGUUUAAAUAAUGUAAAAAAAAAAUGCAUUCUUGUGAUGUCUAGUGGCAAUGUUGUAAGUACAUCAUUAGUUUGGAAUUCAUGUUAACCUAUGCCCAACAUUUCACAGAGUUGUCAUGUAAAUGUUUCUCUUGUACUCCUAGAACUGCCCUAUAUUUGUAUAAGAUGUCCAGAUGGUAAGCAUCUGACUGUGAUGUUAUAGUUGCUAGAAGCAUGUUUGAAAUCAAUCCCAGAGCUUAUUUAUUUUGUGAUUUUUAUAUAAAUUAAAGUUUGCUUAAAGCAA